AUGCCUAACAAAUGGUUCAGGGGUUUGGAGUUACUGUACCGACUUACCCAAGCACACCGCAGUCAGAUGAGAAAUUCUCCAAGACAUUCAGCGCCUCUGCCGGAGUGGCAAGAAGCACUACCACGUUCCGAACCAGAACUUAGCACAGAAAAGCGUAACGCCGGAGGACAGUAUGAUUCAGGUGCUUCUGCUUCGUCUACGACCUACUACGGAGUAACAUCAGCGCCGAAUUAA
Opisthorchis viverrini is the source of this 234-nucleotide messenger RNA. RefSeq lists its product as hypothetical. The record is from RefSeq and is a predicted model, not a curated record. The transcript has a single exon. The coding region runs from base 1 to 234 and encodes 77 amino acids. NCBI's taxonomy places the organism in Eukaryota, Metazoa, Platyhelminthes, Trematoda, Opisthorchiida, Opisthorchiidae.